This is a messenger RNA of Cervus elaphus (red deer), 3385 nucleotides long. RefSeq names its product glutamate rich 5 (gene ERICH5). The record is from RefSeq and is a predicted model, not a curated record. The coding region runs from base 502 to 1854 and encodes 450 amino acids. NCBI's taxonomy places the organism in Eukaryota, Metazoa, Chordata, Mammalia, Artiodactyla, Cervidae. The transcript is spliced from 3 exons.
CUCAGACGUGAGCCCUCCCAAGCCCCUUCUCCCAAAACUCAGCAUCUUUGUCCCUACUUCCGAGGCAACUUUCCUCUCUGCCUUUACCACCUUCUCCACCUUCGGCCUAGCUGGCUCCUUUCUUGUCUCUGUCCUCUCCUACGUCCCCGCUGUCCCCUCCCCGGCACCUUCUCCCCACCAGCGGCUCGCUUCCCUCUCCAGGUGCGCGCCCUCACCCAGCGGUGCGCGCCCUCCAACGCAGCGGUGCGCGCCCCCAAGCCAGCGGUGCGCGCCUCCCACCCAGUGGUGCGCGCCCCCCAACACAGCGGAGCGCGCCCCCCCGCCAGCGGUGCGCGCCCCCACCCCGCGCUCCGCUGCGCGCUUGCGCCCUGCAAGCGCCGGAGCCGGCCGCUCGGAGUUGAAGGAACUUGUUCAUCGUGAGCGUUUCGCGCGGGGUCCCGGCUCAGGGUCCCCAGGCCGGGCGGUGGCCGCGCUCGCCCUCCGGGCGCCCUCCUGCCCGCGAUGGGCUGCUCCAGCAGCGCCCUCAACAAGGCCGGCGACGGCAACAGGCUUCGCAGCGCCACAGAAGAAAGUGAGUCCUGCUUUGUCCAGCCCAAACCACGUGCACAGGGAAGAGAAUCUACUUUGUGUGGCAAAGUACAAAAGGAAAGCCUUCCUCCAUUAGAGAAGCUCAGGAUCUCAGCCGCAUCCACAGCUAAUGGUGUUCAGUUCCUCCCUGAACAGCCUCUGGCAAAGGAGGCUGCAGACCCACCAGGAACCACAGAGGAAACUCAGCCUCUGGAGGGACUGAAGGGGUCUGAGCCACCUCAGCCAGGUGGCAAAGAUGGUGCUCCAGGAGCAGGAGGAAAGGAGGAGGAUGUGGAAGCAGCGACAGAGGCUCCGCCUUUGAAAGGAAGUGCUGAGACUGAACCUUUAGGAGCGGAAGCCAAAGGUCAGCCUUUGAUAACAGCGGGAGAAAGGGACUCUGUGCAAGGUACUGAGGAUCCACAAGCUGCUGGAGAGAUUACGCCUCUAGGAACAGCUGAGAGAGUUCCUCUGGAAGCAGCCAGAGAGCCAGGAUCUCAAGAAGCUGGGGGAAACGGUGAACAGUCCCAACUCCCAGAGACAGUUACCAAGGAGACAGAAUCUCCGGAGAUAUUGGAAGGCAGUCAGCCUGUGGAAACAGCUCAGACGCAGCAACUUCAAGAAACAGUGGGAGAAGAUGAGCAGUCCCAACUUGUAGAAACAGUUCCCAAGGAGAAUGCAUCUCUGCAAGUAUCGGACGGAAGUCAGUCUGUGGGAGCUGAGGAAAAAAACCAACUUCAGGAGACGCUGGGGAAAGAUGAGCAGUCUCAGCUUCGAGAAACGAUGCCCAGAGAGCAUGGCGGACUGGAAGUGUCGGACGGAAGCCAGUCUGUGGGAGCCGAGGAAGAGAAGCAACUUCAGGAAACGCUGGGGAAAGAUGAGCAAUCCCAGCUUCGAGAGACGAUUCCCAGAGAGCAUGGCGGACCGGAAGUGUCGGACGCAAGUCAGUCUGUGGCGACAGCUGUAAAGGCUGAUUCACUCUAUAAAACUCCCGAAGGUCCUGGGAACAUGCAGAAGAUCCAACCUGAAAGAACAGUUGGAAGCAUGGAACAGCCGGCAGGAAUUCUAGAGACAGGGGCGAAGGUGGAAAUGGCCAGGAAAAUUCACACUGACGAAGAGGACCAACACAUUGAAGGUGAGACAGGAGAAACGGUUGAAACAGAGAUGGAGAGUGAGAAAGUCAGUGAAGAGGCUGAAACAAAAGAAGAAGAAACAGGAGAAGCCGUGGAUCUUUCAGCAGCCACACAGAUAGGUAUGGAUGGAAGGGUGAAGGGACACAGCAUGUUAUAACAGAGAAGACAGAAAACUGCAGUGAAGUUGUGGUUACAGAUGGUAUAUCUUUCAACAUCGACAUGUUUUAUACAAGGAAAAUGUGGUAUCAUGUUCUUGAUUACAUUGUUCCAUAGAACUGCUAAGCUGUAAAUGGUUUUCUUAGCUACUUAGAAUUCAGAACUACAGUAGCCAGAGCCAGUACUGACUAGAGUAUAUAUUCAUUUAAGAGUGUGAGGGCAUUUUCUUCAUUGUGGCAAUGGGUCCAUUCAGUGUAGAAAAGUGAGACCCUAAAAGAAAACAUACACCUUUAAGUACAGGUGGCUGGAGAAAGGAGUUAAGUGAAUUUUAGGCAGCUCAUGAUAAUGAAAUCACACAGAAUUAGGAUGGAAGAAGAAUGAUCAAUAACAAUGGGGCAAAUUACACCUAGUAUUUCUUUCCUAUCACAGAAUUGAAAGCUAGUCGGAACCUGGCAAAGUGUGUCAUUUAAUUACCUUCUUACCUUAAGUCUAUCUACUACCAAGGAUCCUUAAUGAUCAUGGUGUAUGAAAAAAGGUAACAAAAUUCUUGUAAAAGGAAUACAGACUCUGGUACUGUUAUAAAAUUAGGCAUUUUUCACAAUGAAAGGCUACACCUUUUUAAUGUGCCAUUUUGAAUCAUCUAGUGAUUUUAUAUGUAUGUGAGGUGUUUCAAUUGCUGUUAUUCCUUUAACUGACAUUAAAGGUAUUUUAAAUUGACUUUUAAAUGUAUUUCAGAGGCAACAAACAGCAAGAAUUAAAAACUAGAUUUGUUGCCUAUUUGGAGUCUAUUCCUUGGGCUCUAUUUUUUUUUUAAAGGGUACUUUGAUUUAAUAUUAGGCUUUAGAGGUGGGAAAGAGCUAAAAAAAUCAAGAUUUUAAAACCAUUUAUAAUAUUUCAUUAAUGUUAAAAUGAUAUAUCAUAGAAAGUCACCUUUCAAGAAUUCCUCCAAAGUUGCCAAGGGAUUUUGGUAAAUUACUAUCUGUGAUUAUAUGUGAAUAAGAAUAAUGAUAGCAAUCUUUUUCACCAGUGAGUGCCUUGUGCUUAUACCAGGAUAGAAUUAUAUUCUGGACACAUUUGGUAUCUUUAUCUUAUUUGUAAAUAUAUAGUUUAAGGAUAACUUCUCAGAUGAAUUAACUAGACUCUUUUACUUUAGCUUCUGUAUUAAACUAUGAAGAUGAUGUAAUUAAUUUUAAGAACAUAGAAUAGAGGGAAGAAUUAUCUUUACUCUGAUUUUAAUGUUUUUAUGUUCCUGACUUUAAAGAGUUGAAUUGAGGUAGGUAACAAGAGGAGUUACUUGAGUAGAUGACCUCAUCCUGUCUGCAAAAUAAAGAAGCUGGAUUGUGAUUUUAUUGAGAAGAAGGACUAUUUUAUGUGUCUUUGAAUUCAUGCGUUUUACUCUUUUAAUGGAAAAGAUGGGUGCUUUCAUGAAAAUGAUGGGUGCUUGAUAAGUAUUUGUCAAAUCAAUAAGUGAAUAACAAGUACCAGGGUUCCCAUUUAUACUUACUUCAUUAAAAAAAUAUUUAAAAUAUGGA